AUGGCUUCCCUGAGUUUUCUCCGACGGAAUGGUGGUUUUGGACUACAGGUAAGACAUCCAGUGGCAUAGAAUAAACUAAAUAAAUCAGACUUAACUCAGGGUGGGUAGUUAUCGAUGAAAUGACCCGCGAUCGUCAGAUAAGUAGAGAAAUCUCUUUACGAAAUCAAUCGAUUACGUAAGUUAACUACGAAAGUCGUUAUGAAUGGUUCAGUUUCAAAGACUUUGGUAAGAUCGUCGGAGUAGAAGCCCAAAUUUCUGAGGAAACAAUUUAACAGUUACCUUCAUUUGAUUUGAUUUUCCCAAAACGCUGUGACGAAAUGCCUGUCAGUCAGAAAUUUUCACAUGACUUCCACCAAAAGGUUCUCUCAAACUUCCUAAGAAAAUCAGAUGUUUGUUUAGAAAUGUCAAGAGAUUCCAAAAAUCAAUUUGGCUUUUAAGUGGACAAAUUCUCCGAGCUUUAGCCUACUUCAAACAAGGAAUGAACAGCCAACCAAGUCCUCUUGGCUUGAUGGGUUACCAUAUUUCUUGGUUAAGUUUAGGGCUGACAUGCAUUUAGUUCAAGGGCUCAGCUGUCUGCAUUUUUGAGAUAGAAGUCAUAAUUUUUGUUUCAAUGUUCCAUGGCUUUUUAUCUUUCAGAGGGGAAUUAUUUCUUCUGGAGUCACUGCUCUGGUAAGAAUUUUGGCUUUCGACUUUACAUUAAAUUUUUUUUUAGAGCAAAUAUUCUUGCCUGAGAUGGAAGCGGACAUGUCGUGAAGAGGAUUAAAGUCGAUAACAAACCAGUCCACUGCAUGAUCACUUUUCAUGACUGUGGGUUGGAACCUUGAAGCGAGUUGAUUAAAGUAAGGCUAACCUAAGCUAUAUCUUAGACAUACAAUGAACACAGCUGUUUAUGGGUUUAAUAAAGUUCAUGUAAAUUUAUUCGAAUCUAUUUUUCUAGUUUUAACAGUAAGACUGAUUUUGAUAUCCUUGGGGAAUUUAAAGAUGCUUUAGAAAACAGCUUUGCUAAACUAGGACCAGGGCCAAAUUUGUUGCAAUCUUUGGUCCUUAAAGCUUAUUGGAGUUGGACUUCAACUUAAUGAUGUCCUGAUUUUUUUUUUUUUUUUUUUUGAAAGAGAGCAAAGCUUAGUACAGAGGCACCAGCCAUCAAGUUGGAGGCAUCAACAUUCAAUUCUGGCCUUUCAUUUGGUGAGUUAUUAUUGUUUUGUUUUGAACAUUUUGUACUGGAUAAACACAGUACUAACAGAAAAUAAUUGUGAUGCAUAUAUGUCUUCAAUAUGGUUGUUGAACUCUGUAUAUAGAUGUGCUCACAGGUUAGGUCUGUCGGUAGAGGGACAAUUAGUGAAAAAUUAUCAGAAAAAUAAUACGCAAUGAUUUACAAGUAAUUAAUGAAAUAUCAUAAAAUUGAAAAAUUGCAUCCCAAAUUGUUGUUAAUGAGAUUUAUAUAGCAGAGUAGAAAGGAGGCAAAAGUUUUCUUGAACUCUCACAGAGCAUAUAGAGGUAAAAACAGUACAUUGACAGAUUAUUGUCACCCUGAUUUGAAAACUGCUCCAAUUAUGAUAAUAGUGAAGUUUAAUCUGUGAAGAGACACAUAAUAUUAAUGUUUUUCCCCUCUUAUUUUACCAUACUAUUUUAUGAAAAAAGUUUGCAAACUCAUCUCAAAGUCAUUAACACAUCCAUCAUUCUUUUUCCAUUAGAACUUUCUGAAGAGUUACAGCAACUUCAAGAAAUGGCAAGAAAGUUCUCCCGUGAGGAAAUCGUACCAGUUGCUGCCCAUCAUGAUCAGACUGGUGAGGUAAGAUACCUUGAAACACAUACAACUGUACAUGUAUCUGGAUGGUACAGUUUGUAAGGAUGUUCACGAAAGCUGAAUACAUGUACUUGUCAUACGUCAAUAGUACAUUGAUAUAUUACACUCCAUAUAGAAAUACGCUUAAGCUGAAUACAUAAACUAAAGCUAAAAUACACUAAAGCUGAAUACAUAUACUUGUUGUGCAUCAAUAGUACAAUCUAUUACACAUCAGAUCAAAAUUCCCCGCUAAUUGUUGCUUGAGCACAUUAGAUAUUGCAAAUAACAUGACUUUUAUGACUGCUGUACAUCUAUUAGGGAUGGUACAUGACAUUCAUUUUGUAUUCCUCAGUAUCCCUGGGAGAUUAUCAAGAAAGCUCAUGCUUUGGGACUCAUAAAUGGUCAUAUUCCAGAGGAGUAUGGUGAGUGCCUGUUGGAUUCAAACUUUAGUUUAUUGUGUUUUUUAAGCUGUACUUUUAACUUCUUAUCAUAGCUUUGCAAUAUCAUUGUGUGCAGGAAUUGUUGACUUACUUACAAUGCAUGUUUUAAUUCUUAUAAGGGGGUCCUGGACUUGGUGUUCUUGAUGGUUGCGUAGUUACAGAGGAGCUCUCAUAUGGAUGUACUGGAAUUCAAACUGCUAUUGAAGCAAACUCUUUGGCAGUAAGUGGUGGCUUUUUACUGAAAAAAUAAUCCUGACUUAAAUUAUUUUAUUUAAAGCAUUUUUAUUCAUACUUUUUCUAAAUGUAUAUUUUUCAUAUACCGUAAAAUUCUGAAAAUAAGCCCAGGGGCUUACAUUUUUCAAAGGACCUUUUGAGGGGCUUAUUUUUUUUUAUUCAGAGGGGCUUAUUAUAGGAGGGAAAUUUACAUUUCACAAUCAGCUAAGCUUAUAAUUGGAGGGAAAUUUGUGUCAAAAUUUUUGAAUGUGCAACUGGUAAUACUAGAGUUUUGGCUAAAAAAUUUGUAACAAUUUAAUCACACUGAAAAUGCCAAGUUAAAACACAAUGGCAAUAAACUUUAUUAGAAUGGAAAUUCAGUAAAAACAGUAACAUAGUUCAGGCUCAAAGUUCAUGAUAACUAUGAAAGCUCAUAUUGCUUGAGGAGUACCAGAGGGAGUUUGGGUUCAGGCUGGUGGGAUUAAACUUCCUUGCAAAUACUUUGUCUACAGACUGAAGGAAUUCAAAGCGCAAGUGAAGAGCGAACUGCAUAAAAGACAAUAAACUUCAACACUUGUUGACCACAUUGCUUUAGUGCAUAGAAUCAUUAUUUUAUGACUAUAAAGGGCUUCCUGAUAAUGGUGAUUAUGUGUAGUUUGCUUUGGUUUGUAUAAUUGUGGAUAAUUUCCAAAUCCAAGCCCAUGGGGGCUUAUAUUCAGAGGGGCUUAUUAUCGGAGGUAUUUUUGCAUUUCAGAUUAGAGGGGCUUCUAUACAGAGGGGCUUAUACAUGGAGGGGCUUAUUUUCGGAAUUUUACGGUAUUAGAAAAAAAUUAUUCUUGUCCUAACACAGGCGAGAAGUAACUUUUAUCUCAGAAACAUAAAGUGUCUGGUGCUUUGUUUGGAGUGAAAAUUUUUUCAAAUGAGUGCAUGAGAUAAAAUCAUGUUAUCAGGGAUUAUCCAAUUUUAUUGGUAAUCACAAGCACUUCAAUGUGAUGAUUUUUCCUUACUCUCUGCCAUCUCACACAGGAAAUGCCUGUCAUCCUAGCUGGAAAUAAAGAACAAAAAGCAAAAUACCUUGGUCGUAUGAUGGAAGAACCUCUGAUGGCUGUAUGUAUAUCAACUUUCACUUACAUGUAUUCAUAACUUUUAAAUAUGUUAAGUCCACAUGUAAAUUAAACUCACUGUGGAAUUAUAUGUAGUUUUGUUAUAUACCACACAAGUAAAUAGCACUGUUUGGUAAGUUUGGAAGUGGAUAGCAAGUACUACUCAGAUUUGAGCAGCUGAUUAGACAAAAUUGCAUGUCAAGAUUUAUAUUUCCAACCAUUUUUUAGUAUAGUGAAAGAAUAUGGUUUGGUAUCUGUGUGGUAUAUUGGAAACAACUUUCACCUCAGUGCCCAUGAAAGUGGUGGAUAUUUACUUUCUUCAUCACGGUCCAGUAAAUAUCCAUCAAUAUUCACCUCCACUUUGGUGAAUAACUGUUGAUGAUUAUGGUAAUGAUUUUAGCCAGCAAUGUAAGUUACUGGUGAUGUGUGUUGCCUCACACUCAUCAAUAAGCACCAAAUUAAGGUAACUGAACCACAAUUGGUGCUCGUGAUUAUAUAUUUACUCUUCUCUUUAGGCAUAUUGCGUGUCUGAGCCUGGUGCAGGAUCUGACGUGGCCGCAAUUGGGACCAAAGCCGUUAAGAAAGGAGAUGAAGUAAAUAAAUGCUUCUGCUCUUAGCAUUUAUAAUAUAUGUGGUUAUUUUUAUCUUAGAUUCAAUGUCUGGAACAUUCAACAUGUACAUCAACAGCAGUAUUCAGGAUACAAUGUAAAGGACUGCUUAAACAGUGUUGCUGUGUUACUUAUUGUAUACAUAUGAUUUAUGAUUCUCAUAUUCUGUUAUAACUUCUUCUUUUUAAAAUUUUUUUCCUUAGUAUGUAAUUAAUGGUCAGAAGAUGUGGAUUACCAAUGGAGGUGUUGCCAAUUGGUAAGAACUCAUUCUCCAUGGAGUAAUUCAACCCUACACCAGCUUUACAUUUCUUUAUCAAAUUCAUUAGAACCCUUGAUUAUUAUGGUGUAGCAGAUACAGCAAUGUAACAAACAAUACUUUGACAUCUUAGGUGGAUGAUGGUUUGAUAGAGCACUAUUAAGAACUUUGGGUUUUAAUGUGCCAGUAUUGUUUUCCUUAAUAAAAAUUUGUGAGAAAAUCAACAGAUGGUAAUUGAAAACAACUCCUUAACUCUCUCACACAACUUUGCUGAGGUUGUUGCCAAGUCAGUCAAUGCCAUUAGUAACAAUCCUCUUCAGGUCUCCUGUUGCAUGGGCCAUUACUAUACACGAGUCACAGUUACUCGCCUUCAAACACUUAGAAGUAAAAUUACACACAUUUGGUACAUAUAUUUUAAGAUACUUCAAUCUAUUCUGAUUGGCUAUGGAGGAAUUAUAAGGUGGUCCACACUCUUCAUGCUAUUUCAGGUAUUUUGUUCUGGCACGAACUGAUCCAAAUGCUGGAGCUGGUAAAGCAUUCACAGGCUUUAUUGUGGAGAGGGACUCUCCUGGAGUCAUUGUAGGAAGGAAGGUGAAUUGAAAGCUUUACUCCACAUCACUGGUGGAAGCUUCAAACUGAAGCUGUAACCACAGCAUUACUUGUGUAGAUCAUUUAGUAUGGACUGUCCACUCAGAUAGCUCAUUGUUAGUUCAUUAUUGUUAAGCUCAUGUACAACUGGUAAAGGAUGUGCAAUUUGAUGCACAACUUUGGCAAACAAUUUCCUUUUACCCAAAUGCUUGUAUCAGUAUUGCUGUACGAAAUAUAACCACAAGGAAAAUUACACAUUUAACUGUUCUAACAAAUAUGCUAGUAUAAUAUAAACAAUACUCUUAGCUUUCAAAGAGCCGACUGUAAAUGUAACUUGUUUUUGCAAGCUUUGUUGCACCCUGGAAGCUUUCUUAAUUUAACCAUCCUUAAUUCUUAAACAUUCCUUUUGGUGUGGCUGGCUUUCCUCAAUCAUGAAUGAAGGGUGUUAGUUUUUAAAGAAAGUGUGGAGGUGCGUCAGUGGGAGAGGUCAUUUAGGACUGGUCAUUUAGUGUUGACAACUGAGUUGAAAACGUAAUUUGGCCACCGUAAAGAGUUUAAAGGCUGACAGUUCGAGCGUUAGCCAUUCGUCAGAGCGUUAGUCAUGAUAGUCAUGAUCCUUGGUCACGUCCAAUACACUCCACUCUUUUAGUCCCUAUGAUUGUAGUAUGCGUCUUUGUAACAGUUCUUUUUGUCAUUACUUUCCUGUAGGAAUGGAACAUGGGUCAGAAAGCCUCUGAUACUCGUGGAAUCACAUUUGAAGAUGUUGUUGUUCCUAAGGAGGUGAGCCUUGUUUUUUGACGUUACAGAGCGCAUGCGGAUUCAAAACGAAAUUAUCCAGGGUUUUUGUUGGGAGCCGGGUCCCGGGUAGCAGCACCCGUCUACUUUGAACAGAGUACCCGGCUACUUAAAGUGCGAAAUUAAGGAAAGAAAAUUGUCAUGGAAAAAAUCAUCAACUUCAGCUAAAUAUUAACUCUUCCCUGUAAGUAAAACACUUUUUUGCACUUAUUUAUCAAUUACUUGCCAUCAGAUUGUGGAAAUAAAAUUUACUCUGACGAGUAAGGCGCUGCGCGAUCAUAGGGACCUUAAGCAAACCACGCGACGGCAACGAGGACAUGGAAAAACAAAAGAUAUAAUGGUCAGAACAAUAGCUCAGCUCAUGCGUUUGUACAUUUCUGAGCCGUCCUAUGCAAAACAACAACGUGAAAUCACCACAAUUUGCGUCGUCUGCGAACCGAAACCGCGACGGCAAAUUAUUUUAAUUUCUACUGGAACUCGACGCUUCUUUGAUACGUUAUGCUGAAGUUGAGGAGUGGCGCCGGACGAGACGGUAAACACAUGCAGCCAUUGUUGAAAUUCUAAUUAUAGGCAGAAAUUCGUUUUUUAGUCGAAGUCUUCCUUGGCGUUGCCGUCCUGACUGCUUAAGGUCCCUAAUAGCGUUCUUAGAACUGUCUCCUUCUAGAGUGCCUAAUUAGCUAUUAUACAACUCUUAAACGUGACGUCAUAAAAGCAAGUGCGUUCUGCAGAGUAAUCAUGGCAAACAAAAGUAAAACUCACGCAAGCACUCGUUUGCACAUGAAAAGUCAAGUGCGAUGACCAGAAAAAUUAAAUUUGUGUUUUCGGGUUUUAAUUGGAUUACAGCCGGUGAAAAGGUUUUUCGAAAAAUUACGUACGCUUUCUAUGCUUUCCAUUAUUUAAACUGUUCAUAAGACACUUUUUAUUUUUCUGAAAUACAAUUCAGAAUUUAAAAUAAACAACAGGAGACGAAUGUCGUUACGGCUUCUUUGUAAGCCAACAUUUGUUGGCUUUAAAGCUCAAAUAUUCCGAGAAAUUGAAAGAAACUUUGUUCCAAUUUAAUUUUUAUUCAAGAUAAAGCCCAUCGGAGGUUUUGUAAAAAUUGUUUUUUAUCAGACUCCCAUGUUCCAUCAAUAUCUGUUUUAAAUUUUUAACUGUUGGGUGAUAUAUGGUGACAAAAGGAAUUAACGUAAAUGAUUACGGCUCUGACUUUGAGUUUUCAUAAACUACAAAAAGUGUCGUCAGUUUCACUCUUCAUCAGUUUAUAAGUUAAAGUUAACUUGUAAUGGUAAGAAGAAAGGAAGCUCUGACAACAACAGCAGUGUUUUGAUGUAGCUAUAGCUGUGUAGAGAAAUAAACAAAUUCUCUCAGAUUACCAUUAUUUUAACUGUAAUCAGAUUAAGUAUGCAUCACUCUAGGUAGAUUUCUUCGCCAGAUUGCAGGAAAAUGCGUUUCUGGGAGAGUUAAGUUUUGAAAGUUUCCGGGGGAGCAUGCCCCCAGACUCCCCCUAGGGGUUCAGGCCCUCGGCCCUCAAUUAUACAGUGUACCUGCCUACUCACAAGGCAGUGCCCGUCUACUUCAAAAGUAAAUGAAAAUCCUGAAUUAUCACAAUGACCAAUCAAAACACGAAAAAAAUUAAUAAAAAAAAGAAGCCGCUGAGGACUCAAACUGAUGUCACCGCACGCGGGAAAAUGAGUGCAUGAGAAGUCGCGAUUGAGUUUGGUUUGGCAUUGCCUAGAGGCGCAUGUUUUGUAGACCACUCACAGAGGGACAAUGAAUGUUAUAUUUCUCCAAUGCUUCCUUCUAGUGCUUUAACCAAGUUCCACUGAUUACUGACUUAUAAUGUAUUUCUGUUUUUUUAUUAAUUUGUUAGAACGUUCUUGGUGGAGAAGGUAUUGGUUUCAAGAUUGCCAUGGGAGCAUUUGAUAAGACACGCCCUCCGGUAAUAUUGUUUUCCCGGCUUACUAGUCGAAGUAUUUUUUUUCAUUCUAGCGUGGUUUUUGUGUAACAGUUGAUUGAAAUAAAAUAGGGUUUUCCUUAUUUGAUUAGUCGUCUUGGGUUCUUUAAAAAUAGUCUGAGAGUUACAUGCAUUACAUUUGGAUGAAUUAGUAAGCUCUGUAUGUGUUAUUAAGUAUUUAAGCAGGAUCCACAGUUUCAAAGCAAGUCUCUAGUCUCUACCAUAAUAAGCAACAACUUAUCAAGAAAAGGACGAUUAACUUACGCUUGUUUUCCGUUUUCAAGGUCGCUUCUAGCGCUGUUGGUCUUGCACAGCGAGCCAUGGAAGAGGCUCUAAAAUACUCACUGGAACGGAAAACUAUGGGCAGACCCAUCGCUCAGGUAUGUUGAUUCCCAGGGUCCCUCUUUAUCAUGAGUGUGAAGGAGACAGGAGCGAAAAGACGAUGAUAUGCAGAAUUCGAAACACAAAUACCCAAACAUUUGGCCAUGCUUUUUUGUUUUCAUCGGAUAUCCAUGAUGCCUCCUUAAACAAAUGAAAACAUGAAAACUUUUCAAGAGAUAAAGAAAAUAAGCCAAAUUUAUCUCAAACAAUUACUUGUUACCUUUAUGAACGGUUAAUUAGUGCCCAGUUUUUUUAACUGUUCUCUUUUAUUUUGAUCUUUAGCAUCAAGCUGUGAGUUUCAUGUUAGCUGACAUGGCCAUUGGUAUCGAAACAGCCCGACUGGCAACGCGGCGCGCAGCUUGGGAAGUAGACCAGGUUUGUUCACUGUCAGUGCAUUACUAAACCAGAUUUAGUCUGUUAGGAGUAUUUGAUGGACAGCGGUCUGAAUACUCGACGAAAGUCGAGUCCAAACAUCCGCUGUAUUUUUUGGAGGAAAGAGAGAUAAAACCUAACCUUUAUAAAGUUUGCUGCCUAUGUUGUGUUCUGCUUUGGACCUUUUUGUUUUUUUAAAUCGGCUUAUUUGAGUCUACUCAGUAACUAAGAUAUAGACAAACGCAGUUUUCGUAAACAAGAAGUCGCUAACAAAAGUUUGUAGGACGAAGAAAUAUUUUACUUUUUCUGUUCUAAAUUUUGAUAAGAUGCGGUCAUUGACAUUUAAUUUAAAUCCCUAUCUCCUAAAGAUGAUUUAAGCUACCAUACAUUUUAUUGUCUAAUAAGGAAAUUUGAUGUUAUCGACCGAGUUGGAAAUGUAAAUUAGCUACCGUAGAGUUUCUUAAGCUGAAGUUUCGAGCAUUUCGCCCUUCGUCAGAGCGAGUCUCGGACGUGGGGUUAACGCUUAAACCAUCAGCUGUAGAAACUCUCUGCAGUGGCCAAUUUACAUUAUAACAUAGCUAGUAAAUUUGUCUAAUCAAAUUCAAUUGCGCAAGCGUGUUUCAUAUUCCUAUUGUGCACGUUCAUGACGUCAUCAAACAAAUCCCUCGAGAAAAAGAUUUUCCAUCGGGUUGAAAAUGUUAUAAAACAAUUGGUUCAUACGUCAGCUGUGCGUUCAUCGAGAUAUGAAGCACGCGGGAAGUUUGGAGAGUACGAAAGAUGCGUAAGAGUUGCUCGAGGCGUAGCCUCGAGCAACUCUUACGCAUCUAGAUGAACGCACGCUGACAUAUGGACCAAUUGUUAAUUGUUAAUUCGGUUGACAAAAUCAACUUAUCUUGCAACACACUCCACCGACACAGCACCACAGUUAUAUUAGAAGCUUUUCCCUCUUUAUGCAUUGUACAACAGUUAGGUAAUCUGUUGUUCUAUCGAGGUAAUCCAUCUCGUGAAUACGUUUGCUUUUUAUCACCUGUUUGUGUCUUAAGAAAGGUUUGAUUCACAUGGGUGAUUGUGCAUCAAAACUAUGUAUCCUUCAUGUCUGUCAGGGCCGCCGUAACACUUACUACGCCUCCGUCGCUAAGUGUUUAGCAGGAGAUGUUGCCAACAAAUGUGCUGCAGAUGCCGUUCAGGUAAUAUUGAGGACAUUUAUUUCCUAAUGGUACUUUUUAGUGCAGUUUAUGGCACAGGAAACCCACAUAAACUAAGUGACAAUUCCUACUUUUUAAUAUUCCGGAAUGACAAAAUAUUUGAUUUCAAAAUCAAAGUUAAUUUUCGUUGAAAUUGUUCUUUUUGCUGAAUUUCAACGGUUUGAAGGUUUGUGGCAAAAGUCAAAGACCUAACUUCUAAAAUCGCUCUAAGUUGCCCAUUUCCGUUACAACAAAGACAAUUUGAAACAUUUCUAAUAAAAAUAAGUUUAUAUCGAUCUUUACUGCGAGUAAUACAAACUUUUUCGACAUAUCCAUGCUUGUCUUCCGAAUUAAAAAAGUUCAGUCAUACAGUUUUGGGUGAAUACACCGAGGUUGUAGCGCGCAUUUAAGCGCAAGAAUCACAUCGCAACAUCUUAUGACAGAAAACGCCAUCAACGCACACUUGAAUCGAAUUAUCACGUGGUAUCGGACUGAGCCAAAGAAACCCGUUUCGUAAACUUCUCACAUCAACAUCAGAGUAGUUGUUUUAGUUUUUUCCGUAAUGGCCCAGCUUGCUGUCAUCCAUUAAUGAAGCAGUAUAUUUAAUUUUCUUUGUCGCAGAUUUUUGGUGGCGCUGGAUUCAACACCGAGUAUCCUGUUGAAAAGCUGAUGAGAGAUGCUAAAAUCUUUCAAGUGAGUUUUUUCACUUUCGCUUUUUCCCCUUUUACUUUUAGUGCUGAAAUUUUUACAUCAGUUAAUUUAUAACAUCUUCCAUUCCUCGUCCGUUUCGGCUAAAGCUACUGGAAUUGAAAGUGGGUACAAAAAAUAACGAAAUAACUGACUGAACUGCGACCACCUUGUUUCUAAGAUCCCUUUAGAGAUCCCUUUAGGAUAAAGCACUUUUCGAUGACUGUGAAUAUAUGGAAAUCAUAUACAAGUGUAUGUGAACUGCGGAUUAAGAAAUGAAUAUGAAAGCGAUCUUUACAGUAACGAGUUCUCUAAUUAAGCAGUGGUUAAAAAAAAAAAAAAAAAAAAAAAGCACUUUGCAGCCAAGGUUGGCGGAACUGCGCUGAAAGUUUACAAUCUCAAAGAUCGCCAAGCCUGAUUGGGACGAAUUCAAAUUUAGAUGUCAAAGAUGCGGUAAGGUCGCACUUGAGCCUGAUUGGGACGAAUUCAAAUUUAGAUGUCAAAGAUGCCGUGAGGUCGCACUUGAGCCUGAUUGGGACGAAUUCAAAUUUAGAUGUCAAAGAUGCCGUAAGGUCGCACUUGCCCAAACGACCUUCUCUUCUCUUUCAGAUUUAUGAAGGUACAGCGCAGAUUCAAAGAUUGAUCAUUGGAAGAGAACUCAUUGAAAAGGCUAAGAUGAAUGCUCUAUAGAAAGGAUUUUCUUUCUCCGAUAACCGCCACAAUUAUUAGAUAAAGUUAACGAGACGGACUUUGGUUAAUCGUCGUUUAAACUGUUUUUUCCCCCUUCUCUGAGUCGUAAAUUUUAAAUGAAUGAUAUAUUGCUUUCCUGUUUUGAGACUUCUUUUAAAACCACUAGUCCUCAUGAGGAGUGCAUUAGUUUAAAACUACAUGUAAGAAGUGUAUUUACAAUAGUUUGACUUAAACUUUUGUUACAACUGAGAAGCAAACACGGUAACAGAGUUAAACUUUUUGUCUCAAUUAAGAUUUUUCUUUUUAAGCCUAACUUUCCUUGUGGUAUUUCUACUGUUAUUUAGGGCUUCCCGGUGAUUUAUUCAGGGAUAUCUUUUUGAUCGCUGAAAACGAGCUACUUUAAUUCUCAAACACCCUUGUUAAGUACUAUUGAAAGAAACGCGCGAUGUAACCUCUUAUUAAUGAAAUUAAUUUUCCAAGGGAUGACCACUGUAAAUAUUAACUUAAGGCUCUUUGCAAGGAACAAUCUUCAUUCGAGAGGUUGUUUACGUUUCUCAUAGGUGUAGACCAGUUAGGUGCUGUGAGGUUCUCUUUGAGUUCAGUCUGUAAGCUUGGGUCUAAAUAAACUAAAAAACUAUUAGUUAUAAUGUUUCUUGUCUAUUACUCUUGCAUAUUUUGAUAAGUUAAACUUUCACUAUGCAUUCUUUUAAGUAUUCAAACUACGUGCGUGUACGAAAAUCCCAAAUCUCACCAGCAUACUGAAGUGCGUGGAUUGCAAUAUUUGGAUGAAAUCUUCCAGAAGCUUCCUUUGAUUAAAUGCGAUCAGAUCCCUCAAAUAUCGCGCAUGGUGGGUAUACGCCUAAAGUCUCUACCAGAAACGUAUUCAUAGGCUCAUCUUACAUUACACGCAAACACAAAUGGAAUGGCUUCCACCAGCAACUUGCAAUGUUUGACCGCUGGCGAUACCACCCACGUAUGUGGGUGUUUCUCAUUUCUCAAAAGAGAAAGAACAAUGAAGCAGUACACACACGAGGCACUUAUAUUUCUUUAUCGGUUCAGCCACCUUCAGCCCCUCCUUCCCGGAG
Pocillopora meandrina is the source of this 12142-nucleotide messenger RNA. The record is from the annotation of a GenBank genome assembly. Lineage: Eukaryota; Metazoa; Cnidaria; Anthozoa; Scleractinia; Pocilloporidae.